This is a messenger RNA of Phytophthora nicotianae INRA-310, 4167 nucleotides long. RefSeq lists its product as hypothetical. Gene Ontology annotation, cellular component: membrane. Bases 1 to 4098 code for a protein of 1365 amino acids. NCBI's taxonomy places the organism in Eukaryota, Oomycota, Peronosporomycetes, Peronosporales, Peronosporaceae. The record is from RefSeq and is a predicted model, not a curated record. Gene Ontology annotation, biological process: transmembrane transport. Gene Ontology annotation, molecular function: ABC-type transporter activity; ATP binding; ATP hydrolysis activity. The transcript has a single exon.
AUGGUGUCUGAAAACAAGCCUGGCCUUGAGUCAGGCGCCGCUCUCAUGGCCCAUGGCCCUCACGCAUUGCACGACCAUAUCGCGACAAGAUUCGAGGCUGCAAUGGGGCGCUCGCUGCCUCAAACGGAAAUACGCUUCAGCAACCUGUCCAUCUCGGCUGACAUCGUCGUGGCAGAUGACGACACGACCCACGAACUACCAACACUCUGGAACUCGAUCAAGAAGAAAACUACAGCCUUCUCAUCGAAGAAGAACGUUGUCCGCAAAGAGAUUCUUAAGAAUGUCAGUGGAGUCUUCAAGCCGGGCACCAUCACGCUCGUUCUGGGCCAACCUGGAUCUGGUAAGUCAUCGUUGAUGAAGAUUCUAAGCGGUCGGUUCCCCAAGGACAAGAACGUCACGGUGGAAGGUGCCGUGACCUACAAUGGUGAGCUGCUCGAGAACCUUUCGAAGCGUCUACCGCAGUUGGUGUCCUACGUCCCCCAACGCGAUAAGCACUUCCCUUUGCUGACCGUGAAGGAGACGCUGGAGUUCGCUCAUGAGUUCGCUGGUAAGAAGUUGAUUCACGAAGGAGAACAACGGCUUACCAAGGGCUCGGUUGAGGAAAACAUGAAUGCUUUGAACGUCUCGAAAGCCCUUUCUGAUCACUACCCGGAUGUUGUUAUCCGUCAACUCGGUCUCGAGAACUGCCAGGACACGAUUGUCGGGGAUGUGAUGCAUCGCGGUGUGUCGGGUGGAGAGCGCAAGCGAGUCACGACUGGAGAAAUGGAGUUCGGAACAAAGACUGUGGUCUUGAUGGACGAGAUCAGUACCGGUUUGGACAGUGCUGCCACGUUCGACAUCAUCAACAUGCAGCGUAGUGUGGCUACCAAGUUGAACAAGACAGUCGUGAUCGCGCUGCUCCAGCCUGCUCCCGAGGUCUUUGAUCUCUUUGACGACGUGCUGAUCCUGAACGAAGGUGAAGUGAUGUAUCAUGGGCCUCGAGAGGAAGUGGAGAGCUACUUCGCGUCGAUGGGGUUUGUUCGACCUCCUGGACGGGACCUGGCCGACUACUUGCUGGAUCUUGGAACCAAGCAGCAACGUCAAUACCAGCAAUCAUUACCCGUUGGAGUAACCACCUUCCCACUUAUACCCAGCGAGUUUGGCAGCAUUUUCCGACAGUCGAGAGUUCACCAGAACAUGCUGCGUAAAAUGGAGGCACCUCACAGACAAGAACUACUGGACACCAAGGCUGAGGAUAUGGAUUCAGUCCCGGAAUUCCAACAAUCUUUCUGGGAGAACACAGCCACACUUAUGCGCAGACAAGCGAUGCUGACCGUAAGGAACACAGCCUUUCUUCGUGGCCGAGCAAUCAUUAUCAUCGUCAUGGGGCUGAUCAAUGCGUCCACGUUCUGGGACGUCGAUCCGAAGAACGUCCAAGUGAUGCUAGGAGUCUUGUUUCAGUCAAUUCUCUUCUUGGCUCUUGGUCAGGCUUCCCAGAUCCCAACGUUCAUGGCAGCCCGAGACAUUUUCUACAAGCAACGCGGUGCAAAUUUCUACCGUUCAUCGGCGUACGUGCUUUCCUGUUCCGUCGCCCAACUACCGUUUGCUGCGGGCGAGAGUUUGGUGUUUGGCACGUUGAUCUAUUGGCUCUGUGGCUUCGUGAGUUCUGCCGAGCAUUUCGUUAUCUUCAUGGUUCUACUGAUCCUGACGAACAUGGCGUUUGCAGCCUGGUUCUUCUUCGUUACGGCUAUUGCCAGAGACAUCCACGUUUCGAAGCCUAUUGCCAUGAUCUCGAUCGUUUUCUUCAUUGUUUUCGCUGGCUUCGUCGUCUCGAAAGACCAAAUACCGGAUUAUUUCAUCUGGAUUUACUGGAUCGACCCUAUUUCGUGGUGUCUGCGGGCGAUGGCAGUCAAUCAGUAUCGCUCAGCUACGUUCGAUGUUUGUGUGUAUGAAGGAACAGACUAUUGCGCGCAGUUUGGGAUGAAUAUGGGCGAGUACUACAUGUCGUUAUUCGAAGUUUCCUCCGAGAAAUAUUGGAUCGCGUGUGGUGCUAUCUUCAUGGUUGUAGCGUACACGGCGUUUAUGGGUCUUGGAUUCAUUGCACUCGAGUACAAGAGAUACGAAAGUCCCGAGCACGUGGUGUUAUCGAAGAAGGAGGCAGCAGAUGACGGCAGCUAUGCACUGUUGGCAACACCCAAGGCAGGAUCAAUCGUCAAGGACUCAGCAAUUCUCGAUGUUAAGGAGCAGGAGAAGAGUUUUAUCCCGGUGACGCUGGCCUUUCAAGACUUGUGGUACUCGGUCAAAUCGCCAUCUAACCCGAAAGAAUCGCUUGACUUGCUGAAAGGCAUCAGUGGGUUUGCUUUGCCAGGCUCCAUCACUGCACUUAUGGGCUCUUCUGGUGCUGGAAAAACGACACUGAUGGACGUGAUUGCCGGUCGGAAGACGGAAGGGACCAUCAACGGCAAGAUCCUGCUUAACGGCUACGAAGCUACAGACCUGGCCAUUCGACGAUCAACGGGUUAUUGCGAGCAAAUGGACAUUCAUUCCGAAGCCGCUACGUUCCGAGAAGCUCUCACAUUCAGCUCAUUCCUUCGUCAAUACAGCAGCGUUCCUGACAGCAAGAAAUACGACUCGGUGAACGAGUGUCUGGACCUCUUGGAUAUGCACAACAUCGCCGACCAAAUAAUUCGAGGCAGCUCAAUGGAGCAGAUGAAGCGCUUGACGAUCGGAGUUGAGCUGGCUGCACAACCGAGUGUGAUUUUCCUGGACGAGCCGACGAGUGGCUUGGAUGCUCGCUCAGCCAAAAUGAUCAUGGAUGGCGUUCGUAAGGUGGCUGACAGCGGCCGUACUAUCGUGUGUACGAUCCACCAGCCGUCUACCGAAGUGUUUCUCUUGUUUGACAGUUUGUUGCUGCUUAAACGCGGUGGCGAGACGGUUUUCUUCGGUGAUCUUGGUGAGAAUUGCCAGCAUUUGAUCGACUACUUUGGGAGAAUUCCGGGCACUCCGGAGCUGCUGGAGGGCUACAACCCCGCCACUUGGAUGCUCGAAUGUAUCGGUGCUGGAGUAGGCAACAACGCAACGAAUGAUGUUGACUUUGUUCAGUAUUUCAACGAGAGUGAAGAGAAGCGAGUUUUGGACUUAAAUCUCAAUAAGGAAGGCGUCGCAUUCCCGUCUCCUGGUGUCUCCGAAAUGACCUUCAGUCGUAAGCGUGCUGCCUCGUCAUGGACUCAAGCUCGCUUCCUCAUCACUCGCUUCAUGCGGAUUUACUGGCGUACACCAUCGUACAACAUCACACGGUUCAUCAUCGCGAUUAUUCUGAGUCUCCUGUUCGGAUUGCUGUUCGUCGAUGUAGACUACACGAGCUACCAGGGACUCAAUGGAGGCGUGGGUAUGAUCUUCUCGGUUGCUCUGUUUAACGGUAUCAUCUCGUUCAACAGCGUUCUCCCCAUUACGUCGGAGGAACGCGCUUCAUUCUACCGAGAACGCGCGUCUCAAAGCUACAAUGCUCUCUGGUAUUUUGUGGGCUCUACGGUGGCUGAAAUCCCCUAUAGCUUCUCCAGCGCUCUACUCUUUAUGGUCAUUUGGUAUCCGAUGGCGGGUUUUACGGGAUUUGGUACGGCUGUGUUCUUCUGGAUCAACAUGGGAUUCUUUAUCUUGGUGCAGAUCUACAUGGGGCAGUUCUUCGUGUACUUGUUGCCGAGUAUUGAGGUCGCUGCGAUCAUGGGCGUAUUACUGAACUCGAUCUUCAUCUUGUUCAUGGGUUUUAAUCCACCAGCGACGGAAAUUCCGAGUGGCUACAAGUGGUUGUAUGCUAUUACCCCCCACACUUAUAGCGUCGGCAUCAUGGGCGCUCUGGUGUUCAGCGACUGCGACAACAUGCCGACGUGGGAUGAAGCAACACAGCAGUACGUCGGUGGCGGAUCUCAACUGAGUUGUCAGCCUGUGACGAGCACCCCAGUUAACAUCGACCACAUUACAGUCAAGGAAUACGUCGAGACGGUCUUCAAACUCAAGCACGACGAUAUCUGGCGCAACUUUGGUAUCGUUUUGGUCUUCAUUGUAGUGUUCCGAAUGCUCACUCUGCUUUCGCUGCGCUUCAUCAACCACCAGAAGAGAUAAAGUGCAGGUUUAUACUCGCUAUCUCAGUGAAUUUUGUUUUUAAUGAUAUCCGUUGGUGUUGCUCUUAGC